This is a messenger RNA of Amphimedon queenslandica, 2198 nucleotides long. Its product is annotated as sodium channel and clathrin linker 1-like. The record is from RefSeq and is a predicted model, not a curated record. Gene Ontology annotation, cellular component: centriole. Bases 64 to 2079 code for a protein of 671 amino acids. Lineage: Eukaryota; Metazoa; Porifera; Demospongiae; Haplosclerida; Niphatidae. The transcript has 22 exons. Gene Ontology annotation, biological process: clustering of voltage-gated sodium channels; cilium assembly.
AUUCAUAGUUUUUAUUGUAAUUUUAUGUUUCUAUGGUAACAAAAUUUUUAUUGUAAUAACAAGAUGGCUACGCAAGAUGUCGACCAGUUGAAUAAACCCUUAAUUCAAGAGUAUGAACGUAUCAUCAAUGAUCUGAAACAGCAAAUUCAACAGUACAAAGCUGAUUCAGUGUCACUGAAGCAAGAUGUUCAAACAGUUACAGAUGAAAAUGAAAGGUUACAUGAGGAUUUACUAAGAGCUUACCAACACAUAGGCUCACCUAGUAUUGAUCUACUAAAAGUAGAUAAGCAAGAUGGUACUAGAUUGUUGAAGCAAUCAAGUAUUGAAUUAAAGGUUGCAGAGAAAGCAGACCAGGAAGCUUCAGUAUCACAAUAUAAAAGUAGCUUGGCUAUGUACAAGAAGGAACUUAGUACAACUCAACAAUCACUCACUGAGUUACAAGAGUCAUAUGACAAGCUACAACUAGAAUAUCAAAGAUCUGUUAGGACAGCAAAAAAUUUUUAUUCAGAGUUGACAACUCUACGUGAAGAGCAAAGUCUAUGUAAGGACCAGCUAAACCAAGCUAACCAGAAGAACUCUGAGCUGGUGUCCCUGCUAGACAGCACUAGAGAUCAACUGAAGAGGAAGAUUACUGAAAUGAAUGCUAUUUGUAUAAAGGAGAGUUCAUCUGACCAAAGAGUAUCAGUACUUCAAGCAGCAAAUGGUGAACUUGAAUCAAGGCUUGCUGUGAUUGAAAAUGAAUGCUCUAAACUUAGUGAUUAUAAAGCACUGCUCGAGGCUAAGCUUUCUUCUUUGCAAGAAACUAUAAAUGCUUUUGAAUCAAGAGAGCAUGUGGCUGUUGAUCAUGUCAAAGAAAGUAUGCAAUUGCUGGAAGCAGCUUUAGCUGAAAAAGAUCAGUCUGAUAUUAAAGAACAGCACUAUGUGUCUGAAAUAAGACAUUUGGAAAAGAAAGUAUCUAUUUUAUUGGAAGAAGUUGGUGCUCGGACAAAAUUAGAGGUUGACAAAGUAAGGGCAGAAUGUAACAAAAAUAUUGACAUAAUGGCUUCAGAAAUUGAGCACCUUGAGAAACAAUGUGCAAAAAAGCAAUCUCAUAUUGAGAAACUCCAAAGAGAUAAGGAAGAACUUAAUGAAGAGCUGAAGAAAGUUACUAUGCAGUGUCCUGAAGAGCAAUUAUGGGUAAAGGAGACACUAAAAGAAAUCAGGAGUAAACUUUUGCAAUCUGAGAGGAGCAAGCAUGAAGCAAUAUCAGAGCUAAAUGCUACAAAGCGUAUCAAUUCAAACCUUCAGAAAAGUCUAUUAGAUGAGCAAAGGAAGAGUGCAUACUUUGAAGAAGGUCUUAAAGAGCAACGGCAACUAAAUUGCAGUGAUUCACAACAGUUUCGUCAGGAAAUAAAUUUACUGACCGAAACUAACAAAGCUUUACAGGAACAAAUAAGUCAAAUGUCUGAUUGUAUGCAACUAUCUGUAAAAGAAUCUGAACAAAAGGUUAAUCUAGCUCAUGAAGAAUUACAAAUUAAGGAAAAAGAAUUGUCCAUGAGAUUAAAAUAUGCUGAAGAAAAUCAACAAAGAAUGACAUCUGAAUUCAAGCAGCAAAUGCUGAUGCACCAGCAAUCAACCAACAAGUGGCAAAAAGAAAUCAGUGAUUUGCAUUCCAAGUUUGAGAAGGCCCUUCUUGAUAUGAACACUAAAUUGAUGGAUUCCAAAGCAAAGAACAAAGAGCUUAACUCAAAACUUCAUCGAUUAUUGUCUAGUAGUAAAUCUGUCAAUUUAACUCUUGUUGAACAUGAGAAAACAAUAUCAUCUUUAAAUGAUAAACUAUAUGAAGCAGAAUCAUCAGCUGAACAAAGAAGACGGCAAAUAUCACUAUUAGUUACCAGAGAGAAGAAGGCCUUAAAGGAAAAAGAGGAAUUAAGUAGACAGCUGCACAAAGCAAAGUUUCAAAUGGCUCAAAGUUUGAAUGUUGCUAAUGUCAGUUUUCUUGGAACAGAUGCACAGUUGUACGGAGACAAAGUUGCAGAAUUUUAUAGUCAAAGCCAUGAUGACUUAAGCAUUUCAUCUGCAAAAACCAUUGAUGCUUAGAAACUAAUUAUGUUGUUACUAUCACUAAUUACAUGUAUGUAAUAGAAAUUCUUUGUUUUUCUAAGUAUGAAUUUUAUUACGUAGGGAAAGGCGUAAAAUUGCCUACUAUUGUCUAUUAA